Molecule: messenger RNA, 3787 nt
Organism: Columba livia (rock pigeon)
Lineage: Eukaryota; Metazoa; Chordata; Aves; Columbiformes; Columbidae
Gene: LBX1
Product: ladybird homeobox 1
Exons: 2
Coding region: 1905-2732 (275 amino acids)
Biological process (GO): regulation of transcription by RNA polymerase II
Cellular component (GO): nucleus
Molecular function (GO): sequence-specific double-stranded DNA binding; DNA-binding transcription factor activity, RNA polymerase II-specific
Source: RefSeq, a predicted model, not a curated record
AGAGCUAUAAAAAAUGGGAAGAGGGCGCUUUAAGGAGAGGAGCCAUUUGCUUCUUUUGUGCUUGUUUGUUACCUAGCGGCCUGGGAGCUGCCAGCCGCCCUCCUCCUGCCCGUCAAGGUGAGCAGGGAAAGUUAGGGCCGGCCCCGGGUUUUCCUCCUGCCCCACCGCCCCGCUAUGCGCCCGGCGGUCGCCCCGUCCAGCCCCGGCCCGGCCCGGGAGCUGCGUCCCGGCCGCCCCGCGGGGAGCUCGGGAGUGCUCCCGCGCAGGGUGGGGGCCAGGCAGUUCACCCCCUGCUCUGGGCUUUGUCUUCGGCGCUGCGGAGCGACGAGACCGAAGCGGGCUGGUGGCCCGGGUAAAAUUAUAAUGAGGGGUUCUGGCUGCCACAGACGGCGGCACCGGCCCGGGCUCCGUUUGCCCCGAGCAUCGGGGGCACAGCAAGCCCCGCCGCCGCUACCCCUCUCCAAAGCCACCCGCGGGCUCGCAGCAAAAGGCCUCGGGCUGGAAACCGGCCCAUUCCGGCCCCGACAGGGAGCUUUGCUGUGCGCUGGAACCCGGCCGCUGCCUGCUCCUUCUCCUCGCGCUGCCCCCGGUCGUGAUCACCCACCACCCCCGGCCCCAACCAAGCCGAAGAAGCCGCCGACAUCCCGGCAGCGAUUCCGGCCCGCGCCCCGCCGCGCAGCCCGUCCGCGGGUACCCCCGGCACCGACACUCUUCCAGGGGGGCCCUACCCCGCCGCCGAGCUACCUGCGCCCCGGCCCGCGCAGCCCGCUCCGACACAGGGCAUUGGGAAAAAGGAGCACGACAAAUUCGACGGAAGCCUUCGGUUUUUAUUGGAAAAGAAAUGUUUGCCUUACCUGGAACCAGGCUCUCCCCUUCUUCCCCUCAUUAAAAAAUCAAACGGCUCUGGGUAGAGCCGAAGAAAGACAUUUUAAAUAAACUAGUAGUCGAAAUUAACAGGAGGGAGAAAUAGAAGGAAAAAAAAUAUCGAGGGUGGGGGAAAAAAUAAUAUACCGCCGGAUAUUUUUCGUUUUGUUUUGUUUUCGCUUAUUAUUAUUUUUCACUAUACUGUAUUAUCCUGAUGCAAUAAAGGCUGGUUUGUAAUGUAAUUUAAAAAUAUAUAUGUCCAAACAAAUAGCAGGGCCAGAAUAUGACAAGUGCAUACAGCAUUAUAAUUCAACUGGGCUCCACCUCCAUACCGCCUCCUAAUUAAUGGGUCUCCGAACUUGCAAAAGCCUGCAUUGGACAGAGAGAGAGAGAGAGAGCGAGCGAGAGAGAGAGAGAGAGAGAGAGGGCGAAAAGUGUCAUUGAAGAUAAUUGAUUACCUCCCAAUCAACAAUAACUUGUUAGCAAUAGUCAAUUACCCCGUCUCUUCUCGCCUCUUCCCCCUGGUCCGAGGUCUCGGUGUAAGGGCUGCUCUCCCCCUCUCCGAAGUCGUCUUUUUAAAUUUUUUUCCUUUUUGUUUUCUUUUUUAAAAUUAUUGAGGGGGGAAGUAUUCGCUUUUGGGGUAGGGGGGGAGGGCAGGGAAAGUGCUGCGAUUUGGGGUGUUUCUUAAAAUAGCAGCUGGGAAGAGGAAGAGAGAGGAGAGGAGAGAGCGAGCAAGCAGAGAGUGAGAAAAGAGAGGGGGGGGGUGAAAAAUCCCCGAUCCAAAACCCUGGGACAAGAGGUGCAGCAGGACCACCUCUCGGCGAGGGACCGACGGCAGCUCCGCUCCGGCCACAGCCCGCCGCCCGACGUGGCUCUCCCUGGGAGGACCCGGGGCUCCUUCGCCGGAGUUGGAGGUGGGCUUCAACUUUUGCUCGCUGUCUCCGCCGCCGUCACCCCGCGGUCCCGCCGGGGGCUUCUCCCCGCGGCAGAGCAUCCCCGUCGCGGGUGGGGAAGGCAGCCCCGAGCGGCCCGGCCCCACCAUGACUUCCAAAGAAGAACCCAAGCCCUCUUCGGGGGAAGAACGGCGGCGGAGCCCCUUGGAUCACCUCCCACCGCCGGCCAACUCCAACAAGCCACUCACUCCCUUCAGCAUCGAGGACAUCCUCAACAAGCCCUCGGUGCGAAGAAGUUACACCCUCUGCGGAACGGCCCACCUCCUCUCUGCCUCCGAGAAGCACCCCCCGGCCGGGUUGCCCCUCUCCGGCCGGGCGCUGCUCUCCCAAACCUCACCCCUCUGUGCCCUGGAAGAGCUGGCCAGCAAGACCUUCAAGGGACUGGAAGUCAGCGUGCUGCAAGCGGCCGAAGGCAGGGACGGGAUGACGAUCUUCGGGCAGCGGCAAACGCCGAAGAAGCGUCGAAAGUCGCGGACGGCCUUCACCAACCACCAGAUCUACGAGCUGGAGAAGCGGUUCCUCUACCAAAAAUACCUGUCACCGGCGGACCGGGACCAGAUCGCCCAGCAGCUGGGUCUCACCAACGCCCAGGUCAUCACCUGGUUCCAGAACCGCCGCGCCAAGCUCAAGCGAGACCUGGAGGAGAUGAAGGCCGACGUGGAAUCAGCCAAAAAGCUGGGCCCCAACCCCGCCGUGGACAUCGUGGCCUUGGCCGAGCUGGAGCCCAGCGCCGAGGGAAGGGGCAAGGCGCGCUCCGGUUCCCCUCCGCGGCCCCCCUCCGCCGCCCGGGAGCCCGGCGCCCCGCCGCCGCCCCGCCCCGCCUCGCCACCCACGGAGCGGCCCCGCAGCCGCCGGGACAGCGAGGAGGAGGAGGAGGAGGAGGAGGAGGACGUGGAGAUCGACGUGGAUGACUGAGGGGCGGCCGGCGGGCCUCCCACACCACCACCCCCUCCCCUCGCCCUGUCCCGUUCAACCCCCCACACCCCGGCAGCUCCAAAUUGGCACCCCCGGCCCCCCAUCCCGGCCCCGGCAGCGCGGCAAGGCGGCUGCUCCACUCGGUCGGAGCAAUAAGCAAUAGAAACCCACCACACACACACACUCAAAUUAAUUUAGAGUAGAAUCGGUGUCCCUCCGCCUGUCACAUCUUGGAAUGGUGCAAUUAUGGACGGGUUCUGUAUAAAUAUUUAAACGUAUAUAUUGGAUUAUUUUCCUUCCCCCUUCUUUUUGAGGUUUUGAUUUUUUUUUUAAUAGCUAUCAAUGACGAUUAUUUUGUCUAUAAGGGAGACGCAUAAUCUUGGAAUAAACUCGGCUUCCAACACAUGUUUGGGUAGGCAGUUGUUUUCAAAGACUUCGGAAACGAACCACUUUAUAGGAGAUUUAAAUUAGGCAACAGCAAAAAUCAGCCACUUUUCUUUCCUUGCAUGUUUCAGAUGUGCACGAAGUAAUUUUUCCUUUUAAAAAUAUUUUUUUCGCAAUUUUGGGAACUUGGGGAUGGGUUAUAAUGCAAGUUGAAAAAUAUAUACUUUCUUUUUUUUUUCCUAGAGCAUAGAGAUUUGUCUCCAAUGCAAUUUCUGCCUCAUUUUACCGAUUAAAAGCUAUUUUUACCAUUUUCUGCUAUUGUUGUGCUUUUAUUAAAAAGCUGCCUUUCGUAUUUUUUAUAUGAAGGUGGUAACAAAAAAAAAAAAAAAGGAAAAUGAAAAAAAUCUUAGAAUUAUUUUUUACUCUUUUUAGAAUUUUUGCAUGCUACGAAAAUAAAAAAGGACAAAUCCCAAGAACAAUACGUUUAAAUAUUACACUAUAAAUUUAAAAAAUGUACAGAUUUAAAUCCUGGUUUUGUUUGAAUUGUACAAAUUUUAAAAGGCCUGCUAUUUAAGUUCCGAUAGGGACAAUGUCGCUUUAUUUACUGUCUCUUAGAAUUGUACAGAUAGCUCUUUUUUCCGAUACAAUAAAAUCUUUACCAUUUUAAUAGA